Molecule: messenger RNA, 633 nt
Organism: Mollisia scopiformis
Lineage: Eukaryota; Fungi; Ascomycota; Leotiomycetes; Helotiales; Mollisiaceae
Exons: 2
Coding region: 1-633 (210 amino acids)
Source: RefSeq, a predicted model, not a curated record
AUGACGACCCCAAGCCCUUCUCCAUCCCCAAGAAGCACUGCCUACUCAACUGGCAACUCUCCUUCCUCCAUCAAGCUCCCCUCCCCCGCAGCAAUGCCAUCCAUUCACUCCUAUGUUUCGAUCUUCGACGACCUUCACGCGCGCACCCGCGCUGAAGCCAUUGCGCAAGCUACCGCGCUCGCUGACGGCGAUAUUGGUCUUCGCCUCAAGAUCGAAUCCGAGCUUAACGCGAAGUUCGACAAGAUCUGUGAGGGCGCCUAUAUUGCUAUGCAGCUUACGCCGUUCUUCAAGGAGAUGAGUGAAGACCUUAAGAGCGCCUGGUACGACAAGUUCGUUUGGGAUUCGGUUUAUAGUGAUGAGGAAUUCCCAGGCGAUGAUUCUGAGUUGGAGGAGUUCAAGGAGUGGUUCUUCACCAGACUUGAGGACGCCGACGAGGAUACUGCUUUCGAGUACAGUGGAGCCGUUAAGAAUGGCAAGGCUGUUGAGGACGAUAAAGCUGUUAAGGACGACGGUGCUGCUAAGCGUGGCGCUAUGGUCGAUGGACACUGGGUUGGCGACGGCGAGAGUGAGGAUCGAUAUGCAGAUGGUGAGACUGAGAGCACUGAUGGCGGUGCCAAGCUUUCCUGGGACUGA